AUGGAUUUUAAUAAUAACUAUCCGGAUAAGGCAAAAAUUUGUUAUCUACCACGAAAACCAGAUGAAGCAAUCGGUCCUGCUGCUGAACGUUGUUUGUGUCUUAGAAUGGGUGGUGCUACUGCUGGCAUCUCGCCAGCGAAAGACCAAACAGUGGUAUGGGGUGGGAUGGAUUUGUGUUGUGGAGCGGAAAGUAGGGAUGAGGUGAUUAAAGGUGUGUGUAAGCAGGGGAUUACAUUGCGUUGGUUAUGGUUCGUUGCGGUCAUUUGUGGUGAUGAUGUAAAAGUGUAA
Molecule: messenger RNA, 288 nt
Organism: Cercopithifilaria johnstoni
Lineage: Eukaryota; Metazoa; Nematoda; Chromadorea; Rhabditida; Onchocercidae
Source: the annotation of a GenBank genome assembly